This is a messenger RNA of Schistosoma turkestanicum, 2832 nucleotides long. The record is from the annotation of a GenBank genome assembly. NCBI's taxonomy places the organism in Eukaryota, Metazoa, Platyhelminthes, Trematoda, Strigeidida, Schistosomatidae.
AUGAGUAGGGAAUCAUUUGUUACCCUCGCAACAAAUGACGAAUAUUGUGUGGGAGCACUUGUUUUAGCAGCAUCACUAAAACAAUCAGAGACGUCGAAAGAGUUGACCAUUCUUGUAACUCCAGGUGUCUCCUCACGUAUGAGACAACUGCUUUCAAAUUUUUACCAUAAUGUGAUCGAAGUACAGCCUGUUACAACGAAAUGUUGGGAUAAGAUCCUUACUGGUAAUAGAACGGAGCUCGCUGAAACAUUUACGAAAAUUCAGGUUUGGAGUCUUACUCAGUUUACCAAAAUUGUGUUUCUGGACGCUGACACAAUGGUUUUACAAAAUAUCGAUGAAUUAUUCGAUAGAUGUGAAUUUGCUGCCGCACCGGAUCCUCAAUGGCCAGAUUGUUUUAAUGCUGGUGUGUUUGUAUUGGAACCUUCGAUUGAUAAAUAUAAUGAUCUUUUAAAAAUGUUAUCAAAUUGUGGUAGUUUUGAUGGAAGAGAACAAGGUUUAUUGAAUCAAUAUUUUUCCAAUUGGUUACAUAAUAAUGAUAUAUCACACCGUCUGUCAUAUAUAUACAAUUGUAUUUGCCGUAUAUCCAACGAUACAAAUAUUGAAUUUUAUACAAGUCGAUGUGCAUGGGUUCAUUAUGGUCAAUCCAUUCGAGUGGUACAUUUCUCCGGUUCAAUUAAACCAUGGCAUAAAACAUCGGCAGCGAAAACUUGUAGUCAAAUGUCAUUUCGUACAUUGUUUUUUAAUACCGAACAAGAUAGACGUUCAACUGGUCGUGUAGCUAGUAUGCUUGCUUAUUGGUGGUCAUUAUUUCUUAUACUAGUACGACCACAACUUUCACCGGAUAUGUAUUUAAGUCAUAUUUCAUUAGAUAAAUUAAGAAAAUAUGAUUGGUCAGAUGAUAAUCAUGAUCAAUUAAAUGUCAUGAAAAAAGCUGAAAAUUCUAGUCAUUUAUUUGUUCAAUUAUAUCCUUCAGCGCAUGAAGAAUAUUUAGAUAGUAGAGUCAAUAGUCGACAGUGUAAUUUAUUAACUCCAGUAGAUCAUUUACAAUCGCAAUUACCUUAUCAUCCAGAAUUUCAUGAUACAAAUUGGGAUUAUUUACAUAGAGGGCAACGAAUUGAUGAAGGUAAUCGAUUGGUGGAACAUCAUCAAAUUAAUGUUGAGCCGUCUGCACAGCUUCCAUCACAAUUUAAUCUUUCCUUGUCUGGUAUAACAUAUCAUCAUGAAGUGAAUACUAGGAAAAAUGUAUCAUCCUGUGAAAAACAGAGCCAUCAGAACAAUCAUGAAUGUAAACAGCAUGAAAUAGCUCAAAAUUUCAGUGAGAAACAUCUAAGUAACGAUAAGACUCAUCAAUCUGAUCAUCAGACUCAUCAAGAAAAAUUUGUUGACCAUCAACAAAUUCAAGAAAAAUCAGAUGAUAGUGAAAUUCAUCAUAGCGCACCACCAACAACAAUCCAAGAUGACUGUGAUAUAACUGAAAACACUUCUCAGUAUAAGGAAGGACCUGCGGUGAGUAAAUCAAAAUCAGAUGAGACUGUGAUGAAGAUACCAGAAAAUGUAUCAUCUUCUUUCCUAAAUCCUGUCCCAUUGGAAUCAACAAUAGAGUCAACAUCACAAUCACCAUACUCUUUAAAUUGUCAUAAAUGCUGCGAAAAACUAGUAAGGGAACAACAACGAUUAAUCUGUCCAGUAAAAAUGAGAAAAUUAUCAACUGAUCACAAUACAGACAAACGACAAACACUUAGAAAACACCAACGUUACAGUCUAGGGGCUUCAUUCAAACCAACCGCCAAAAUUCUUCAUCCUAUACAAAAUAAUAAUCAUAAUCGUGUAAAACAAACUAGAAAUUCAAUGUUCAAUGAUGGAUUGAAACAGGCGAAGCUAGUAAAAAAUCAUUCUUCAACACUUCCUUUAAAUUGUAAUCUUACUUCAAACUAUCAUCAUCAUCAACAAGUUGAUAAGAGCGAUUCAAAUUACCCGCAAAAUCAAUUGUUUGAAUUGAAUAGAAAAUUAAGUAAUCAAUAUCGUGGUUUAGAUAUUGCUUAUUCGAUUAGUAAACAAUGCAAUCGAAUUACAACCAUUCCUAAGGCUACUACUACUACUACUCCAACUACCACUACUACUACUACUACUGUUAGCCAAAAGAAAUCUCAUCAGAUAACCGAUAAAUCCUACUUCUGUCAUAAAGAUUUAAAAAGACAACGGAUUCAUCACGGUGAGAUUUCUUCCCUUUAUAAACAUAGUCAUAGUGAUGAUGAAAAUAGCAGCAGACAUUUUGAUCAUUUGCAUAAUAAAAUCCUGAAAAAUUCAUAUUCACUGAAUUGUUUAAAUCAACUGAAAUCAACCAGAUUAUCGCCAGUUGAUAACAACAGUGUGUUAGUCCAUAAUAAAGUCACAUUAAAUCCACAAGAAUUCCAUCAAACAACAUUAAGUCAAUUAAAAAAAAUCAAAUCGAACAAGUUGAAGAAACAAAGAAAACCAUUGAUACAGUCAAAUAAACAACUGUUCAAUAGUCAAUUACUACAGAUUGAUUGUGUCAGCAAUAAUGUUCAUCAUCCGAGUAAAUCAUUCACUUCAAUGAAUUCAUUGAUGAUUUCGACUGGAUUAGUUGGUGAUUUAGCCAAUAUGAAUAAUUAUGCUGACAAGGCGGUAUUAUGUCAACAUCAUGCUGAAUUAGAAGCUGCCAGUAAUGAACGUAUGUAUGCAUGGGAACGUGGUGAAAUCGAUUAUACCGGGGCUGAUCGUUUUAUGAAUAUCUUAAAUAAAUUAUGCAAUACAUUACGUGAUGUUGGCGGUGAAAUGAAUCUUCCAAUAGGUACAGAUAUUAUGCAAUAG